This is a messenger RNA of Rhodofomes roseus, 1111 nucleotides long. Its product is annotated as L30e-like protein. The transcript has 4 exons. The coding region runs from base 75 to 878 and encodes 267 amino acids. Gene Ontology annotation, cellular component: ribonucleoprotein complex. The record is from RefSeq and is a predicted model, not a curated record. Gene Ontology annotation, biological process: ribosome biogenesis. NCBI's taxonomy places the organism in Eukaryota, Fungi, Basidiomycota, Agaricomycetes, Polyporales, Fomitopsidaceae.
CCGCGGUCCAUCCCAAGCCUGUCUGUGCAUCCGUCAACGACCCUCACAAGCCUUCCUCAAGACUAUCCACGACAAUGCCCAAGGCCACUACCGGAAAGAAGGUUGCGCCCGCCCCUGGGUCGCGCAAGACGACCAAGACCCAGAAGAACCCUCUGUUUGAGGCUCGCCCGAAGAACUUCGGUAUUGGCCAGGACAUCCAGCACAAGACCGACCUCACGCGCUUCGUCAAGUGGCCGCAGUAUGUGCGCCUGCAGCGCCAGAAGGUCAUCCUCCACCAGCGCCUCAAGGUGCCCCCCGCGAUCGCGCAGUUCUCGCACACGCUCGACAAGAACACUGCGACGCAGCUGUUCAAGCUCCUGAACAAGUACCGCCCCGAGUCGAAGCAGGAGAAGAAGGCCCGUCUCGAGGCCACCGCCCAGGCGACCGCGGAGGAGAAGGAGGCGCAGGCAAAGGACUCGAAGAAGCCGCUUUUCGUCAAGUACGGCCUUAACCACACCGUUGCGCUCAUCGAGGCGAAGAAGGCGUCGCUCGUCGUCAUCGCGCACGACGUCGACCCCAUCGAGCUCGUCGUGUUCAUCCCCGCGCUCUGCCGCAAGAUGGGCGUGCCCUACGUUAUCGUCAAGGGCAAGGCCCGCCUCGGCACGGUCGUCCACAAGAAGACGGCUGCUGUCCUCACCCUUCAGGACGUGCGCAGCGAGGACCAGCGCGAGCUCAGCACGCUCGUCUCCGCUGCCAAGGCGAACUUCUCUGACAAGUACGAGGACCAACGCCGCCAGUGGGGUGGAGGCAUCCGUGGCAACAAGUCCGCGCAGAUGCUCCGCAAACGCGCCAAGGCUGCCGGCCAGACCCUCUCGCUGGCCAACGCGCAGAAGCUCUGAGCGACCUACGUACAAACCGUCGAAGGGCAUCAUGUCGGUGGUCGUCGGAAGGUGCUUUUAUAGGUCACAAAAGGCGCAAUGUCGUCCUCGCUAUGCAUUGCUGCUGCUUGCCGCUACAUGUUGUAUGCUGUUAUGCUAUGAGAUGGAGAUGAUCUACCUCUACCCCCUGUGCCGUCGCGUGAACGUCUGUUGAGCUGCCGGACAAGCUGGUCAUUCUAUGAUAUCGCAUCCCG